This is a messenger RNA of Mugil cephalus (flathead mullet), 3110 nucleotides long. RefSeq names its product RNA binding motif protein 19 (gene rbm19). The transcript is spliced from 24 exons. Bases 106 to 2880 code for a protein of 924 amino acids. The record is from RefSeq and is a predicted model, not a curated record. Lineage: Eukaryota; Metazoa; Chordata; Actinopteri; Mugiliformes; Mugilidae. Gene Ontology annotation, molecular function: RNA binding.
CCCUCCCUCCAACAUGGCGGCCUAGAGGAACGUACACGCUCGUUUGUUGACAUUUAUUUAAAACCUACCUUACGCUGUGUUAGUGGAUUUACAGCUACUUCAACCAUGUCGAGACUCAUCGUUAAAAACCUCCCCAACGGGAUGAAGGAGGAGAGGUUCAGGUCGAUGUUUGCUGACUUUGGGACUCUGACAGACUGCUCCCUGAAGUUUACUAAAGACGGCAAGUUCCGCAAGUUCGGCUUUGUGGGGUUUAAAACCGAGGACGACGCUACCAGAGCUCUGAGACAUUUCCACAAGAGCUUCGUGGACACGUCCAGAGUCACGGUGGAGAUGUGUAAAGCGUUUGGAGACCCCACUAAAGCGAAAGCCUGGAGUAAACACACACAGAACUCAGGCCAGGAUAAACCCUCUGCUCCUCCUGACACCGAGAGCAAAAAGCAAAAGAACAAGAAAAAGGAAACCACCAGUGUCCUCGGAAAUCUGGAAGAGGAACCAGGAUUCAAGGAGUUCCUGUCAGUGCAUCAGAACCGUAGCCAAGCACCGAUCUGGGCGAACGACACUGAUCCCGACAGUGGACAAAAGAAAACACAGAGCAAGAAGAAACCUGCUUCAGACGAUUACCUCAACUUUGAUUCAGACCAGUCAGAGGAUGAGGAGGACGCAGGAGAAUGUGAUGAUGAGGAAGAAGAUGAAGGUUCCACUAAAGAAGCACUGAAGUCCGGCUUAUCCGAUAUGGACUACCUGCGCUCAAAGAUGGCACGAACAGAGGAUGUCAUGGAGGAGAGUGAAGAGAAGGAAGAUGGUGGCGACGAAGAAGAGGAUGAUGGUCCUGUGCAACCCACAGACAGUGCCUAUGAAAGCGGCGACAGAGAAAAGACCGUAACCUCAGUUUCCUCUCAGGAUAAGAAGCAGAGCAAAGCAAAGAAAACUGGCAAGCAGGAGAUGGAGCCAACGACAGAGUUCACAGUGAAACUGAGAGGAGCCCCGUUCAGCGUUAAAGAGCAACAAAUUCGAGAGUUCAUGACUCCGCUGAAGCCGGCGGCUGUGAGGAUUGGGAAGAAUGAAAGUGGAAAUAGAACAGGUUAUGUAUAUGUGGACCUGCACUCUGAAGAGGAGGUGAAAAAGGCCUUGACAAAGAAUAAAGAUUACAUAGGGGGGCGUUACAUUGAGGUCUUCCGUGUGGAUGCCUCUGGGGCUAAGGGAAAGUGGGACAGAAAGGACAAAGAAAUCGACAGAAACUUCACCAGGAAGCUCAAAGAGGAUGAGGAGGAGGAAGAUGUUUCAGAGACAGGACGGCUCUUCAUCAGAAAUCUUCCUUACACCUGCACAGAGGAAGAGCUUAAAGAGCUGUUUGCUAAACAUGGUCCUUUAUCUGAUGUGCUCUUCCCUAUUGACAAUCUGACCAAGAAACCUAAAGGGUUUGCUUUUGUGACAUAUAUGAUACCAGAGAACGCUGUGACAGCUCUGGCUCAGCUAGAUGGUCACAUAUUUCAGGGGAGAAUGCUUCACCUACUUCCGUCCACAGUGAAGAAAGAACAGGCGGACUCCUCUGACGCUGGUGGCCCCGGCUCCUCAUCUUACAAACGACAAAGAGAUGCUAAAAAUAAAACUACAAGUUCCAGCUCACACAACUGGAACACGUUGUUCCUGGGUACAAGUGCAGUGGCAGAUGCCAUUGCUGAAAAAUACAACACCACCAAAAGCCAAGUCCUGGACCACGAGUCAAAGGGAAGUGUUGCAGUGAGGAUGGCCCUGGGAGAAACACAGAUCGUCCAGGAGACUCGACAGUUCCUACUAGACAACGGCGUCAGUCUGGAUUCUUUUAGUCAGGCGGCCGCAGCCAGAAGCACAACUGUGAUCCUGGUUAAAAACCUUCCAGCCGGAGUGACGGUAUCGGAGCUCGAGGAGCUCUUCUCGCCUCAUGGCUCUUUGGGCCGAGUGCUGCUGCCGCCGUCAGGGCUCAGCGCAAUCGUCGAGUUCCUGGAACCAACCGAAGCAAAACGAGCCUUCACGCGACUGGCUUAUAGCAAGUUCCACCAUGUCCCAUUGUACCUGGAGUGGGCACCUGUCGGGGUGUUUGUGUCGACCAAACCACAGCCAGACAAAGAGGAGGCAGUGAAAGUGGAGAAGAAGAAGGAGGAAGAAGAAAAAGAGGAGGAUGAGGAAGAGGAGGAGGAGGAGGAGGAAUCUGUUCCAGGUUCAACACUGUUCAUUAAGAAUCUCAAUUUCAGCACAACAGAGGAGAAACUACAAGAGACAUUCUCCAAAUGUGGUAAAGUCAAAUCCUGCACUAUCUCCAAGAAGAAAGAUAAAGCAGGUAAAAUGCUGUCUAUGGGUUACGGUUUUGUUCAGUAUCAGACAGCAGAGGCAGCACAAAAGGCCAUGAGGCAGCUACAGCACUGUAAUUUGGAUGAUCACCAGUUAGAGCUGAAGAUUUCUGAGAAAGCCACAAGAAAUACUGAGUUGACCCGCAAGAAGAAGCAAGUUGAGAAGAAGCAGAAGGGAUCCAAGAUCCUUGUGCGCAAUGUUCCCUUCCAAGCUACUGUGCGGGAAAUUCGAGAACUCUUCUGUACAUUUGGGGAGCUGAAGUUUGUCCGUCUCCCAAAGAAAGCGGCUGGAUCAGGAAAUCAUAGGGGAUUUGGUUUCGUAGAUUUCCUCACCAAACAGGAUGCCAAGAGAGCUUUUACUGCGCUGUGCCACAGCACCCAUCUGUACGGGAGACGUCUUGUGCUAGAGUGGGCCGAUGCCGAGGAAACAGUAGAAUCACUCAGACGAAAAACAGCUGAACAUUUUCACGUGGCUACAAAAAAGCAGCGAAAAGCAGAAGUUUUGGAAGGAAUUCUGGAGACGAUGGAAACUGAUGACAAUGUAGCGGACUGAAACCACUGAACGUUGCUCAAUCCCGACCAGCGCUCCUGUGUUGAUCUGUUGGAAUAAGAACAAAACAUGGACUAAUGGUGUCUGCAAGAGGAGCAAAUUAUGAUGAAUUUAUUGACAGAUUUUUCAGAAGUUUUCUUGUGAAUUUCUUAUGUGUUUUGUAUAGAUUGAGAACUCAAAGAGACAUGAUGGGGCUGAUGUCAGUUUAUAUAAAAUUUUAAGAUUUCAAAGCU